AUGGACAACGAAGGCCAAGAAAAACGAGCAAGGACAAAUUGUGGCAAAAUGUAUCGAAAAUUGUUGGCCGGUUGUGACCUGAUUUUGGGCAAUGAAAAGUACUUCAAAAUGAGUGGGAGCAAUGUCGGCGGCAAUCGUUUUUUCUAUUUGACUGAUCCAGCUACGGCUCCUUCAAACAUCCGGUUUCAAAAGAAAGCAAAAUUUGAGGCAAAAUUGUUAGUUUGGAUGGCCAUAUCCUUACAAGGGGUUUCGGAUGUGUAUGUCCACAACAGCAAACAAGCUAACCGUCGAGGAACAUAUCUGACGGGGUGUAUUGACAAAAGACUGCUUCCAUUUCUUGCCAAGUACCAUCAGGAUGGCAAUUAUCUAUUCUGGCCCGAUUUGGCGAGUGCUCAUUAUUCAAAUGUUGUGCAAGGACGUUUGAAUAAGAAAAAUGUACCAUUCGUCCCUCGUACGGAUAAUCCUCCAAAUGUGCCUCAGGCUAGUCCAAUUGAAACCGUUUGGGCUCUACUUGAACAAAAGAUGUAUGAAGGUAAUUGGGAAGCAAAAAAUUUGGAUAUAUUGGCUCAAGAAUAA
Messenger RNA from Didymodactylos carnosus, 576 nucleotides. The record is from the annotation of a GenBank genome assembly. Lineage: Eukaryota; Metazoa; Rotifera; Eurotatoria; Philodinida; Philodinidae.